Messenger RNA from Eremothecium gossypii ATCC 10895, 618 nucleotides. It is a transcript of the gene THO1, whose product is annotated as Tho1p. The coding region runs from base 1 to 618 and encodes 205 amino acids. Lineage: Eukaryota; Fungi; Ascomycota; Saccharomycetes; Saccharomycetales; Saccharomycetaceae. Gene Ontology annotation, biological process: poly(A)+ mRNA export from nucleus. Gene Ontology annotation, cellular component: nucleus. The transcript has a single exon. The record is from RefSeq and is marked provisional.
AUGGACAUCGAUCACGUGGCAUCAGCGGCGCGCAAAGCGGGCGCGACCGACGCCACCGGCUGGCCCUGGCUGGCCAACCGUCAGAGCCACGACGAGAUGACGGACUACGCCAGCAUGACAGUUGCACAGCUGAAGGACGUGCUCAAGGAGCGCGAGCUUCCCACACAGGGCCUAAAAGCGGCGCUUGUGGAGCGGCUGCAGCAGGCAGACGCGACAGCGGCUGAGCCUACCGACGCGACCACGCGUCCUGCCGCAGAGGAGCACACGCCGGAGGCGGCGGAGCCUGCUGCAACGCCUGCAGAGGCCGAGGCUCCUGUGGCUGAGCAGCGUGCAGCAGCUGAGCCCCGCACGCUCUCCCCCGAAGAGAUGAAGCAGGCUGCUGUGGCGCACCUCAGCAAGAAAUUGCACCGCGCACGCAAGUUCGGCGAGGACGACGCGGCAGUGGGUGCGCUGCAAAAGCAGCUAGCGCGGCUCGAGAAGUUCGGCCUGGACCUAACGACGCAGCUUGCCCAGGAGCUCGGUUUCGGCCGCGGCCCUGCGGCGGCCGUCGGAAAGCAUGCCUUCCACAGGCGACGUGGCUACCACCAGGGCAAGAAGUUUAAGGCCCAGCGCAGGUGA